Pungitius pungitius (ninespine stickleback) is the source of this 3482-nucleotide messenger RNA. It is a transcript of the gene gmcl1, whose product is annotated as germ cell-less, spermatogenesis associated. Gene Ontology annotation, biological process: germ cell development. The record is from RefSeq and is a predicted model, not a curated record. Gene Ontology annotation, molecular function: protein binding. NCBI's taxonomy places the organism in Eukaryota, Metazoa, Chordata, Actinopteri, Perciformes, Gasterosteidae. The coding region runs from base 347 to 1858 and encodes 503 amino acids. The transcript has 15 exons.
AGAACACGACAUUAAACCAGUGAAAGAAGAAGAACUUUAAACGCAGACUAAGCCUCCAUGUCGCUAACAGCACACAACAUCUCCCGUUUCUUGGUCUAUAUUUGCGCUAUUUUUGAGAAAAUGUAACUGGAGCCCGAUAGGGUUUUGUGCUGCAGAGGCGUGUGUGGAAUAGCAGGUUGUCAUUAGCGACGUUGUAGUUGUUUUCAGACCUGUUUUCGCGUGUGGAUUCGCUAGCUAAGGGCUAGCUCUAAAGCUAGCUCUGAGGCUAGCGCCUCUCUAACUAGCUGCUGAACUAGUUAACCUGAAUUUAGCCCCCACAUCUCCUGCCCGCUGCUAAUCAUCAGGGAUGGGAGGUUUGAGCAGCAGGUUCCAGUCCUCGUCUCAGGGACCAGAGGAAGCUGCAGGGGGCACAAGUCCAAGCCACAAGCAUCGGUGUGAGUGUAAGAAGAGGAAACGAAAUGCCCAGUGUGACUGUGACAGUGAACAAGAGGACGACGAUGCCAGGUUAGAUACACCUCGCAGGCAAAAAUUGAAAAGCACAUCGCGUUACAUUUAUCAGACUUUGUUCCUGAACGGAGAAAACAGUGACAUUCGUAUCUGUGCUCUGGAGCAGCAGUGGAACCUCCACAAAGUGUACCUGUGCCAGUCCGGGUAUUUCUCCAGCAUGUUCAGUGGCUCUUGGAAGGAGUCCAACAUGAUGGAAAUAAACUUGGAGAUCCCAGACCAGAACAUCGACACUGAAGCCCUGCAAGUCGUCUUUGGGUCCUUGUACCGGGACGAUGUCCUGAUCAAGCCCAGCAGGGUUGUCAGUAUUCUUGCAGCUGCUUGUAUGCUACAGCUGGAUGGUUUGAUCCAGCAGUGUGGAGAGACAAUGAAGGAAAACAUUAGUGCGAAGACCGUGUGUGGCUACUAUGCUUGUGCCAGCAUCUAUGGCUUGGAUCUAGUCACGAAAAAGUGUCUUGAGUGGCUUCUGAACAACCUGAUGACUCAUCAAAAUGUCGACCUGAUGAAGGAACUUGGGGGAGAUGUGAUGGAGCUGCUCAUCAAGUCCUCGGACCUGUUUGUCAUGCAGGUGGAGAUGGAUGUAUACACAGCUCUGAAGAAGUGGAUGUUUCUGCAGCUCAAUCCAUCGUGGGACGGCCCGAUCAAACAGCUCCUGGCUGACGCCGACGCCUGGCUUUGCAAACGCAGGACAGACCUGUGUGACAAGGAGCCCUUCUUGAACACGGACGAUGGCGAACCUUUUUGUUCAGUGUUCAAAUACGUCCGUCUGCAGUAUAUCAUCAACGAUCUCGCAUCCGCACGCAUCCUGGAGAGAGACAACAUUUUACCCUCUGAUUGGUUAACGUCGGUGUACAAAAACCAGUGGUUCGCCAUGCUGCGGACCGAAUUUGACAACGAUAAUGGUCCCCAGGAGGCUAACAAAGAUGAGUUUGAGCUGAGCAGCAUGAGGUGCGGAAGAAAACUGACUAAAGAUGGAGAUUACUGCUGGCGGUGGACGGGCUUCAACUUUGGCUUUGACCUGCUGGUGACCUACACAAACCGUUUCAUCAUCUUCAAAAGAAAUACUCUGAGUCAGCCAUGUGGGGGCGCUGUGAGUCUGCAACCUCGAAGGCAUCUGGCAUUCAGGUUACGUCUUGCGUCCUUUGAUAGCCGAGGGAAGUUGGUCUGCAGUCGCUCAACAGGUUUCCAGCUUCUCACCCUCGAGAAGGACCAGGAGUACGUGGUGAUGAACCUGGACAGCCGGCUGUUGACAUUCCCCCUCUACGUGUGCUGCAACUUCCAGUACACGUCGCCUCACCCGGAUCACCGCCCGGAUUCUUCGGAGCAAGACAGCGCCGCCCGCUGCGUGUCCUGAUGCCUGGGCAGCGGCCAGUAGCUGCUGCUGUUACUCUGGUAAUCCCGAGUCACUGACGCUGGCCCGCCGCGUAACACCCAUCACCACAUGCGACAUCACGCUGACCUCAGGCACAACCAUCUGCAUGCCGUGUUACACCGUAACCAGGAGAGAUUAGGCCACUUUUGUCUUCAGAGCAGCUUCAAACUCCCUCUGCCAUGAACUCUGUGCACUGGGAUGUUGGACCAUAUCUCUAACUCACUUAAUAUAUCAAUGGGAACAUCAUCGAGGGAACCGCUCUGAUUGGUGAAACUUGACCUUUUUAGUGUUUCUACUACAGUCUCCGCAAACACAUAAAAGAUGUAAGAUGAGUCCAUUUACAUUUUGACCCAGCGUCUAUAUCACCUGCUGCUGUUUGAUUUUCCGCUGACAGAGAUUUAACUAAUGUGACAAGUUACCCAAUCAAAUGGAGGGCAGCUGAUGGCUAAAUCCAACAGGCAUCCACUCUGGUGUUGAGCUGCAGCCAAAGCAGGCGUUUCCACCAGUGUCUUCGCUCUUUAAAGCCCGGAGCUGCAGCUCCCUCAGUCCUAAGUAGAGCUUUUGAUGAAGCGUAACGACAUGACAAAGUCCACCACCUUGUAAAUUUGAGGGGAAAAAGUACUUAGUAAAUAAUAUAUACUGCAAUAUUCAAGUUAUAAAACAAUAUAGCAAUGAAGUGCUAAAUGUUAUGUAAGAAAGUCCGCACAGCAAUGCUGAUGUUACAUACCUCUGUAUCUUGACAUCAAAAAUCCAGUUCAAUCGUUAUAAACCUUUUUCAUUAUAUACCAGACUUUAGGAGAUUUUGUCUAUUUCACUUGAUUACACAAUUUAAACUUGGAAAUCAGCUUUCUGAUAUGCACAGCAUAAUAUUGCAACUCACGGAAAUUGUUUUACAGACUUCAGAUUUUAAGAAUUUCUAAAUUGUUUACUGUCAAACGUCCACUGCCUCUUUUACAGGUCGGGUUGACACAUUUGGGCGGGCUGUUCAGGCUGCUCCCAUCACAUUAAAUACUUUUGCAAUUGUGUUUUUUGACACGUUUCACUAUGUUUGGACAUUUUGGAAAUCUGUAACCUCAUGCUGUUUUGAAAACCUGUAAAGCAGACAUUUUCUAGUAAGUGACUGUAGUCAUUAGGACCGUCCAUUUGUAACCGUUAAGGGGUCUUAGUUUUUAUUUUAUUUAAUUUUUUUACUUUAUUUGUAUGGAAUUCUGUUUCUGGCAAAAGAAAAUACAAUCCUAGACAGCCAAUAAAACAGUCUGUCUGUCCAGGUGGGCUGUGGUGCUAUCAAAUGGUCCUCUUUUUGUUCCAACCUACCAGCUGCACAGUAAGCAUCGGUUUCAGUAGAUUUUACAAAAGUUCCUGCCUGAUUUCAUACUUGGUGACUUCCACUGGGAUGUCGUUACAGCCAAAUUGAUUUUAUUACUUUUGACAUUCUACACUAUGACUCUUUAUCUACUAGAAGUCAUGUAAAUAUAAUUGUGUAAAAAAAAUAAUCCAGUAUAGUGUAUUUAUAGAAAAGGCUGUUCUAAAAGUGUCACUGUAAAGUACGUUUCCAUAAAAGAAUUUCACAAAUUGUACAGAAUGUUCAAUAAAGUCAGUGAGUCAA